This is a messenger RNA of Pteropus alecto (black flying fox), 1032 nucleotides long. It is a transcript of the gene YRDC, whose product is annotated as yrdC N6-threonylcarbamoyltransferase domain containing. Gene Ontology annotation, molecular function: nucleotidyltransferase activity; double-stranded RNA binding; tRNA binding. Gene Ontology annotation, biological process: regulation of translational fidelity. Bases 16 to 858 code for a protein of 280 amino acids. The record is from RefSeq and is a predicted model, not a curated record. The transcript has 5 exons. Gene Ontology annotation, cellular component: cytoplasm. Lineage: Eukaryota; Metazoa; Chordata; Mammalia; Chiroptera; Pteropodidae.
AGCGGGCCAGGGCGGAUGUCUCCGGCGCGUCCCUGCACGGGGUUGAGGGCCGCGGUGGCUGCCAGCUUGGGAUUGAGCGAGGGGCCGGCAGGCUCCACCCGGAGCGGCCGCCUCCUGCGUCCUCCGAGCCCCACUCCGGCGGCGCCGGGGGCCCGGCUAUUGCGGCUCCCGGGGAGGGGGUCCGUGCGGGCCGCAAGCCCGGAGCGCGUCGGUUGGACCGAGGCGCUGCGGGCGGCCGUGGCCGAGCUGCGCGCCGGCGCCGUGGUGGCCGUCCCCACCGAUACGCUGUACGGCCUGGCCUGCUCGGCGAACUGCUCGGCGGCACUGGGCGCUGUGUACCGCCUCAAGGGCCGCAGCGAAGCCAAGCCGCUGGCCGUGUGCCUAGGCCGCGUGGCCGACGUCUACAGGUACUGCCAUGUGAGACUACCUGAGGGGCUCCUGAAAGACCUAUUACCAGGACCAGUGACCUUGGUGAUGGAACGCUCAGAGGAACUCAAUAAGGACCUGAAUCCCUUAACUCCUCUUGUAGGCAUCCGCAUUCCUGACCAUGCCUUCAUGCAGGACUUGGCCCAGAUGUUUGGGGGACCACUUGCUCUCACCAGCGCCAACCUCAGCUCCCAUGCUAGUUCUCUGAAUGUUGAGGAGUUCCAGGACCUCUGGCCUCAGUUGUCCUUGGUCAUUGAUGGCGGACCAAUUGGGGAUGGCCAGAGCCCUGAGUGUCGCCUAGGCUCAACUGUAGUUGACUUGUCUGUGCCUGGAAAGUUUGGCAUCAUUCGUCCAGGCUGUGCCCUGGAAAGUACUACGGCUGUCCUCCAACAGAAGUACGGGCUGCUCCCCUCACAUGGAUCCUGCUUAUGACACUCAGGAGGAGGGAGGGCCCAGGGACUGGUGCUAGACACUAUGUGUCUGUCCACUGGCGGCUGGCAGGGCCUCAUUUGCAGAGGCCAUUGGGGCUGCAGUGUCACUAGUCUGACCCUUUAAGGCAGUAUGUCUAAACAGUGUAAACCAGGCCCCAGAAGCUGCUGGUUUAGU